CUCUUUGAAUUGGCAAAUAAAGAUUUAUUCAAAUCCAAAGAUUCAUUAAGAUCAAGUGCUGAACGCUUUCUCAACUUGACUUUCUCUGCUCCGCAUCGUUGCAGAGCAUGAUGGUCCCUCCCCUAUACGAAACUCUUUGUGAAAAUCUUGUUGGGACUUUUUUUCCUCCCUUUCCCUUGAACGUCAAGUGUAAUUCCUACCAAGGGUUUCGUCUCUGAGCUCUCCCUGUCUUGAAGGUGGAGCAGAUAUGAGAAGAAACGGACUAUCAGCCAAUCUAACCGAAAACCUCUGAGAUGAAGUAACUUUUACACGCUUCCUGCUUAAAAAACAAGCAUCUGUUUGCGGAUUGAACAUCUCCAUCAAUCGAAUGAUAGCAGGGGUCUCUCUGCAAUGGGCCCGGUACCCUUAAUGCUCCUGCUUUCCAUCUCAGCGCUGGCUGUGCUGGUGUCUGCAGCAGUGGACGAUCCCACAGGUGACGAUGAUUACACCUGGCCACAGAGGAAAGUACCACUGCUACAAGAAAAGCAAACGGUGCAUCUGGGCAGUUCAGAGUUUUUGGCCAAGCCGCAGAGUGAGCUCCAUGGGAUAUGUGGCAUUGAGUGCCAGCGGGGUCUUCCAAAGCCCAGUCUGGAUGAUCUGGAGCAGCUACUGUCCUACGAGACCAUGUACGACAACGGAACACGCACGCUCACCACCGUCACCGUGCAGGAGCUAAACGCGAGCGACGACUGGACGGGAGGCUCUCGGUUGCGCGCUCGCCGAAGACGAGAGGUCUACGGCACGGAUACGAGGUUUACCAUCGCUGACAAGCAGUACUCCAUGAAGUAUCCUUUCUCCACAUCUGUGAAGAUCUCCACGGGUUGUUCUGGAGUACUGGUGUCCCCCAAACACGUCCUGACGGCCGCUCAUUGCAUCCACAACGGUACGGACUACCUAGACGGGGUACAGAAACUCAGCGUCGGCGUGCUGAAAGAGCGUUCCCGCCGGAAGAAAGGCCGGAAAGGGAAAGGAAGGAAAGGCCAGAGGAAACAUGAAGAAGACGAGGAAGAAAUCGACGAAAAUGGAGAGAUUGGAGAUAAGCAUGAACGUAAGGGUAAGGGUAAGGGCAAAGGCAAAGGAAGAAGGAACCGUAGUCGCCGCAGCACCGUCUCUGAACAGCCCUCGUUCCGGUGGACGCGGGUGAAACAGAUGCAGGUGCCGAAGGGCUGGUUUAAAGGCAUCUCAGAGGACAUUGUGGCCGAUUAUGACUACGCCAUCCUGGAGCUUAAGAGGGCGCAGAAGACCAAGUACAUGGAUUUAGGCGUCAUCCCCUCCGUCAAGAAGCUGCCCGCUGGACGUAUCCAUUUCUCGGGAUUCGACGAUGACCGACCGGGCAACCUGGUGUACCGCUUCUGCUCUGUAUCCGAGGAGUCCAACGAUCUGUUGUACCAGUAUUGCGAUGCCAAACCCGGCUCCAGCGGCUCAGGUGUCUACAUUCGCCUUAAAGAACCUGGCAAGAAGAAGUGGAAGCGGAAAAUCAUUGGCGUGUUCUCGGGUCACCAGUGGGUGGAUGUUAACGGGGUGCAGCAGGAUUACAAUGUGGCCGUACGAAUCACACCCCUGAAGUACGCACAGAUCUGCCGCUGGGUCCACGGGGACUCUAACCAAUGUCGGGGCACCUGAGAGAGACUCCAUCAGUGGCCUGUCUGACUGCCUCGGUCCCGGCUCUCACCAACCCUUGUGCCUCCCAUUUGUGCACUACACAAACUGCUGCAUUCAUCAACACUAGAGACUAUAACACACCAUUGAACUUUUCCAAGCUAUUUUGAUACCUUAAUUUAUUUUAUUAGACAACUUUUGUUAUGAAUCAGUUGGAACGAAUGUACUUCUAGAUUCAGUCCUAACGAGAACUAAUUCUGUCCUAAACUGUUGUUUUGAAUUAGAAAAUGUACUUCAAUCAGUGUUGUUUGCUAUGGGAGGCAUUUGUUUUGUCUGGAUACCUUGAAAGCUAGAUCUGACUAGUUGACACAAGAAAAAAAAAAAACUUUUUUUUUCUGAGAGAAGAAGCUUUGAUGUUUGUUAUUUUCCUUUUUUCUUUUCGAAGAACACAUAAGUAUCAAUAUGCUGGUGUUCUUUGAAAUUCUUUAUUCUUGUUAUCAUUGUUAUUGUUAUUAUUAGAUGUGACCCUGGAUCACAAAACCAGUCACAAGUCGCAGGGGUAG
Messenger RNA from Rhinichthys klamathensis goyatoka, 2201 nucleotides. RefSeq names its product serine protease 35 (gene prss35). The record is from RefSeq and is a predicted model, not a curated record. Gene Ontology annotation, molecular function: serine-type endopeptidase activity. Bases 391 to 1662 code for a protein of 423 amino acids. Lineage: Eukaryota; Metazoa; Chordata; Actinopteri; Cypriniformes; Leuciscidae. The transcript is spliced from 2 exons. Gene Ontology annotation, biological process: proteolysis.